GCGAGUCCGGCGACUGGAUCGCCAGUUGUCUCCCCGUACGUAGGCGGCUUGCACCCGUCAGUUGUCGGAGCAGAUCGCGAGAUCCAGGCGUGGCUCGAUGACGCAGGGCUCCGCGCUUACAACCCCCCUUUGCCCACUCACGUUUCUGGCACGACGAUUGAUCUGUUCUUGGGGCCUGCCGAAGCUAACCUUCCUGUGUCUGUCUUUGAUGAGUUCGUGGGCCUAUCGGACCACAAGCUUGUCCAGGUCGACGUUCCCUUCUCCCCGGCCCUUUCGCGGUCUGCGGGCUUUGGGCGGGUGUCCUGGACGUCUGGGGACGAGUGGGCGUCCGCGCUCGAAAGUAUUUCGGAUCUGCUGGGCGCGCUAGCGGACGCUGUGGAGCAGGCCGCCAGAAGCACGCGGCUUAGGCCGCCCUGGUUUGGGGGUAGCGCCACUCGUCUGCAGCGCCGAGCUGUGCUCAACAACGCGGCUUGGGCGAGGGACGCCACUUACGUCUUAGUAGGUCGCGCUGCCGGGGCCGCGAAGGUGAGCCGCGUUGGUACUCGCGAGGGGCGCGCGCAUCCACGAGCUCCUUUGAGUCCCGCGUCUUUCCCGACGCACGAGGCGUACAAGUCCGCUGUGGAGACUGCUGCGUGGCAGGAGCGGCGCAAAGCGGCCCACCGGUAUUUAUCCUUGAGGGACACGAACGCAGGCGCGGCGGAACGCUUCCUCACGGGCGUUUUCAAAUCUUCAGCCCGGUUCGACAUGCAGCUAGUGGACGAGUCUUCUGGCGCGGCUCUCUCGACAGAUGAGGUGCUCGACGCCAUCCGUAGGGACCUUUGCUCGCGCGCCGAGAACGACUUCCCGCAGGACCCAGCCGAACGCACGCGCAUGUCAAGCCAUGUCGCUGCCAUCCGUCGUGCUGGCGCGAGCUCCGGCCAAGCGGGGCCAGAGCAGCCGUACUCGGAAGAGGAAGUCGAGGCGGCCCUUGCGCUGCUCAAGCCAGGCAAGCGAACCGCGCGCAUGUGCAACGCGGCGGCGCGUGCCAAGGUUGAGGAGGGUUUCCGUUUCACGCGCGCCCUGUUGAACCUGGCGCGCGCCUUGUGCGUUACCUCGCGUCUUUGGUCGUUGAGGCAGUUUUCCCCGAUCCGCAAAUCGGGGCCAGCGGUAGUGCGUCGGCUCUCUGCCCUGCGUCCAGUUUCAUUUGCCAGCGACAUGGCGUCGGUUCAAGACGCGGCCUGGCUGGCGCGCAACUCCCACUGCAUAGAGGCUUACUGUGGUCCAGCCCAGCAGGGAGGCGUCGGCGACGCCGUGUCUUUGGUAAUUGCGCUCGUCAUGAACGCCCAACUCAGAGCAGCGCAGGACCUUCUAACCUGGUGGGCGAUCGCGGACGAGAAAUGGGCGUUCGACGUCGCUUCCAUAGGUUGCGGCACCGCGCAAGGGCGACGCUUUUCGGUCCACGCCUUCAAUGCGCAGCUGCGCGCUCUCCCUGUGGAGAUCGAACAGGUUGCGGCGAUGGGGAAUGACUGUUUCGGCAAAUUGCUCCACGCUGCGCAAAGGGCGGAGGCCGCCCUCAAUAGGGUAAUCAUGGCGAGGGCGCGCCUGCAGGUGCUGCCCUGCGAUCACCCAGCGGCCGUAGUCCUUCGCGCGGCGAAGGAUAUGGGCACCCCGACAUGGGAGACCGCGGCGCUUCGGCUUCUGGGCCGCCUGCCCUCCCCGCCUGCUGACCUGCUAUGCCACGCCAUGUUUCCGCCUGAGAGGAUCGAGGCUGCGCGGAGGGAUCGCGCUGCCCGGAAGGAGGUGCUGAGGGAGUACCGGCUAGGUUGCGUGCGCCCGGCCUUGCUCCAGUACGACCGGGCUGCUUUUGUCGCGGCUUCAGAGCGGCCGAGUCUCACCUUCGCGGGCAGCAACGCUGAGCCGCAGCGGCCGGGGGCCCGCGACCGCUGCAGGAGCGCGAAAUGA
Prorocentrum cordatum is the source of this 1941-nucleotide messenger RNA. The record is from the annotation of a GenBank genome assembly. Lineage: Eukaryota; Dinophyceae; Prorocentrales; Prorocentraceae.